Messenger RNA from Impatiens glandulifera, 1032 nucleotides. Its product is annotated as aspartic proteinase CDR1-like. Gene Ontology annotation, biological process: proteolysis. Gene Ontology annotation, molecular function: aspartic-type endopeptidase activity. Gene Ontology annotation, cellular component: extracellular region. The transcript has a single exon. The record is from RefSeq and is a predicted model, not a curated record. NCBI's taxonomy places the organism in Eukaryota, Viridiplantae, Streptophyta, Magnoliopsida, Ericales, Balsaminaceae. Bases 1 to 1032 code for a protein of 343 amino acids.
AUGGAGAUUUACGUUGGUACACCUCCUACCAAGCAGAUGGUGUUAUUAGACACCGGCUCCAGAAUGUCAUGGAUUCAGUGCCUCCCAUGUGAGCAUUGUUUCAAACAAAAUGAACUCAUAUUUAAUUCCAAUCGGUCAUCUUCAUAUCAAGUAUUGAGAUGUGAUUCUAGUGAGUGUCUGAAAUUAGGACACAAUCGGGAUUGUACUCGAUCCAAUGAAAAAUGUAAAUAUCGUAUAUCCUACAAAGACAAAUCAGGCAGCUCUGGGGAACUAGCCAAGGAAACUUAUACAGUAGGAGAGACUUCCAUCCCGAACAUGACUCACGGGUGUGGGCAUAAAAAUAGAGGGAAAUUUAUUGAGCAAAGCACCGGUAUGAUCGGGCUUGCAGAUGGGCCAAUCUCAUUCUUUGCUCAGACUCGAAAUUUGACUGGUGGGAAGUUUUCAUACUGUCUAGUAUCUCAGUUCGGUUGGAACCAAAAUGCAAGGAGCAGGAUUAGCUUCGGCAAAAAUGCGAUUGUGUCUGGGCCUGGAGUGAUAUCCACCCCGUUGUCAAAGAAGAAAGGCAGUCCAUACUAUUUUCUCACAUUGGAAUCAAUCAGCGUCGGAAAUAUUAUCAUUCCAUUCCGAAAGAGUAUAAUCCCAUUCAUAAGACGACCUGGUAACAUCAUAAUAGACUCGGGCACUACUAUAAACUAUUUUCCCUCGGACGUGUUACAAAAUUUGAAAACUGCACUAAUACGUGUAAUUGGUAAAACACCAAUUGCUACAAUUAAUGAACUUUGCUAUGAAACUAACACCGAUAUUCCUAAUAUCACCUUCCAUUUUGCUAGUAACGCUAAUUUAACUUUGUCAAAGAUGAACACUUUUACAGUAUAUGAUGGAUAUGCGUUGUGUCUGAAUAUGAAACAAGACGAUAGUAUAUCCAUAUUUGGAAACCGAUCACAAAUGAACUUCUUGGUGGGAUAUGAUAUUCCGAGUAAGAAGGUCUCUUUCAAAUCAACUAAUUGCUCAAGGUAUAUGAUAACAACAUAG